Molecule: messenger RNA, 3196 nt
Organism: Ruditapes philippinarum (Manila clam)
Lineage: Eukaryota; Metazoa; Mollusca; Bivalvia; Venerida; Veneridae
Exons: 10
Coding region: 66-1808 (580 amino acids)
Source: RefSeq, a predicted model, not a curated record
CCAAAACAACGAGUCUAGUGUAGUUGUUAGGAGUUAGGAAAGUUUACGCUUUCAGUUGUGAAACGAUGGUGGAAUCAUGUUUGUUUUGGAUUUUUCUGUGGGUUGCUUCUGAUAGCGUUUCAGCCAAUUAUGUACUAUCAAACGAAUCGUUUACGUGGCAAGAUGCAAGGGGAAAAGGCAAUUUGGCAGCACCAAAGAUACAUGUAAAUAAUUCAUCAAUUAUUGUUGAAGAAGUUUCUAACCUAAAUGACAAUGAAGAAGCAUGGGUUGGAUAUUACAUGAAAGAAACAGCAUUUGCAUACAUUGGAUGUGGCUCUUUAAACAAUACAGAACCAGAUGUUUUAUUGCCGGUAUUGAUGAAUACCCCAGGCAUUUGCUUUUCAAUGUGUCAUAAAUCUUAUACAAAAUAUGUCGGGUUAAACAAAGGCAAGUGUAUUUGUUUAAACGAAAAACCAAGCAAGAACAUAAAUCUGCCUAAAUGUGAUAUUUCACCUAAUAACGGAACUUGGGUAGCUGGUGGAGGAGAUGAUUAUAUGUCCAUAUAUGAAAGAAUGAAAACGGAUACUAGUGUAAUAGGCAGCAAGAACAACGGAAAGUGUCUUGCUUAUGAAAAAAACACAAAAGGUGUAUGGAGUAUGUGCAGCACAGCGUAUAAAGUACUAUGUACGAAAGAUCCUAAUAUAUCCAAUGUUGUAUUUGAGGAUGUAAGAUAUGUUGGUUGGAACAUUUAUGUGCAAACAUGUUUUGAAUUUCAACGUUUCCCGAUUACCUAUAAUGACACGUUGAGUGUAGAAGUGAAUCAAAUUACUGGUCAAUUAUGGACGAAUAUUAUACGUAGUGAUGUGAUAUUCAAAUCUGAUAAUACUUUCAAAAGUCAAAUUCAUCGAAGUAACGUUAAAGGGUAUGGAUAUGUUACUAAACAUGGGAACAUUACAACUCUUUCAUUUACCUUGAACAGAACAAAGAAACCAUAUUUUCUUCAAACACGAAUAUCUACGCAUACGACUACUCCAUUUACAUCAAGAAUAACUGACAGAACAUUAACAUCUAGUAUCCAGAAUGAAUUUAUAAAUAUGACGAAAGGCUUUCAAUCAAAUGACGAAAUUAGUGCACUUGAAAGUUCCAAUGUCAGUAUCCUUGUCAGUGUUUCAGUUGUGAUUUUACUCUUAGUGGCAGCCAUUGUUAUUGUCAUAAUAAUGUUGAAACGACGAGGCAAAAUUCCAAACAUGUGUUUUAAAAGUUCUUCUCGGAAUGAUUCAUUUAAAGAAACUGCCAGUAAGAAUCAAGCUGAAAACAAUCUGUAUAAUCAAUCUCUAGGAGCUGAAAAUGAACAAAUAAACGAUUUUAAAGGAAACGAUAACGUAAACCUUCAUCAAGAUCUCGACGUAGACAAUAGUAAUUAUGCACAUAAUUACUUCAUUCUUGAACCAGGCUCCAAAGAAUCUCAUGCCAAUGGUGAUAUUUCAAAUUCCAGGAGAGAUGGAAGAGGUGUCAACGACGAUUAUAAUAUAAUACAUUUCAAUAAAAAGUUUGGUACCCAAUUUGAUAACGUUUAUGACACCACCGAGAAUGCAGCUAUAAAAAUAAAAGCAUUACAGAUUACUGAAUGUGUAAAAGAAUUAUCUGAAACAUUAAACGAAACUGAAAAAUAUAAUCACAUAACCAGAAACUUUAUGAACAAUGAUAAAACAGACAAUAUCUAUGGUGUACCUGACAAGCAAGAAAACGAUUAUGAUGAUGUUAAAAGGGAUUAUAAAAAUCUGCGUGUUGAGGAUGACACAUACAGUCAUUUGAACGGUACCUAUUGAGAGCAAAAAAGCGUUGUUUUGAAACUCUUAAAACUGUUUGCGUUAGUAAUUAUCAACUAAAUCAUUUGCCUGUUUCAAGCUCAGGUUAACAAAAAAAUCCAUCUCAAAAUUAGUAAUAUUUAUUCCGGGAAAUUAAAUGACUUCAAUUGAUUAGUGAAAUUGAUUAUUGAACGAUUUUGAGCAUCUAUCUGCUUCUUUUUGAAAAAAUAAUACUGCAUGCAGGGACACAACUGAGAUCCUCCUCCACUAGGAAAACUAGAUCUUAAAUGUACACGUGUCGGUGUGAGUUCAUCCUUCGGGAUCAUUGAUGCCAACACGAAUUGAGUACCGCUUAAAACGGUGCACUUAUUCAUAGACUCAAUCAAACCGAGUCUGCAGUUCUCUUGUAAUUUUGUUGUAAUUAAUGCUUCCGAGGGAUCACUUUGUUUCCAGAAUUUUAUACUUUACAACAGCAGGUGUCAAGUGCUGUGUGGCAGCUGUAAGAAGUUGCCCCAUACUUCACUUUAGUGUUGUUAUAUUUUCUCGCUCUUCGGGAUCAUUGAUGCCAGCACUAUUAAGUUUUGAGAAUUGAGUACUGCUCAAGCCGGUGCUAGGGGGCGUGAGGGAUGUUGCACUUAUUAUUUAUCCCUCAUGUACAGACUCAGUCUGAGUCAUCAGUUCUCUUGUAAUUUUGUUGUGAUUAAUGCAUCCGAGAGAUCACUUUGUUUCCAGAAUUUUAAACAAAUACAAAUAAGAUAUUAGCCUAUAAAAAUUGUUUGAAUAAAAAAAUACUACACUGCAAUAAUUCAUAUUAAUCUUACAAAACAUAAAAUGUAUUCAAUGUAAAGCAUUUCAAUUGAUUCAAUGUAUAUUAUCCUCAUUCCGAUAUUUUGAAAUUUAAUUUAAUAAAUCUGUAGUAUUUGCUACUCACAUUUCGCAAAGUUGUCUUCACAGUAUGUAGAAUAUCUAGUAAAAGUCUUUGAAGAAAAUCGAUAAAGGUGAUAUCAAAGUAAUAUUUUAGAGCCUUUUUAGUUCACAUGAACCUUAUAUGAUGAUCAAAACUUGUCGCUAAUUGGUUAUAAUGGCGGUUUGUCAGUCGUCCACUUCUCCGAAUAAUUCUUACGCUCUAAAUUUGCACCACUACAAUAUUGCAAUCUCUUGGCCUUUGUUUGUUGAUGCUAUCAUGAGUAACAAAGUUUUAAUCUCCAAAAGUUCAAGUUUUAAAGGUUUUUAGUUUAGCUGGUACUACAUAAACCGUUUGUCAACAAAAGUACCAACCCACUGACUAAAACUCAGAAAUGGACAUCAUGGAGACAAAUGUGCGUUCUUUUACAUUUGUUUGGUCAUGGAUUGCGUGUUCGUCGAAUAUAUGUUAAUGAAAUAAUAAUAAACGAUUUUAAUGCAUGUUA